Sitodiplosis mosellana (orange wheat blossom midge) is the source of this 752-nucleotide messenger RNA. It is a transcript of the gene mRpL14, whose product is annotated as 39S ribosomal protein L14, mitochondrial. The record is from RefSeq and is a predicted model, not a curated record. NCBI's taxonomy places the organism in Eukaryota, Metazoa, Arthropoda, Insecta, Diptera, Cecidomyiidae. The transcript is spliced from 2 exons. Gene Ontology annotation, cellular component: ribosome; mitochondrion. Gene Ontology annotation, biological process: translation. The coding region runs from base 101 to 556 and encodes 151 amino acids. Gene Ontology annotation, molecular function: structural constituent of ribosome.
AACAACCACAAAUGACAUAUCCAAAAUAGAAACAUAACCAAGCGAGUUGCUUGUGAAGAAAUCACUUGAAGCUGGAAAAGAAGGGUGAGCAUUUAUCAGAAUGUUGUUGAAUCGUGUACUGACAAAGACUUUAACAUCAGUCUCAUCGAGUGGAUUUCACACGACCGCCGUAUGCAAUGAGAUUCGAAAAUUGGCGAGGCUUCGGGUUGUAGAUAAUUGUGAGAUUGGUAAAAAAGCGAUGGCCGAAGGAAAGCCCCCGCGCGUCAUUCAUGUUUAUAAUAAAAAAUCGAUCGGUUACACGGGCGACAUGGUUCUGUUGGCCAUUAAGGGAGAGAAGAAAAAGGGCAUUCUCGUCGGAUGUAAACAACAACAAAAAAUCAAAGUUCCACGAUUCGACACGAACAAUGUGGUGCUGAUCGAUGAUAAUGGCACUCCACUCGGCACUCGCAUCCAAGUUCCAAUUCCAAAUAUUCUGCGGACGAUCAUGAAAGACAAGACACACUCAAAAGGUGCUGAUUAUACUAAAUUGUUGGCGAUAGCAUCUCGAUUCGUGUAACUACCCAUUAAAACCAUUAGUUUAUUUAGCAAAUCGCUUGUUUUAUUAAUAAAGAUCCAUAUUGUUGAUAAUGAAAUCGAAUGGGUGUUCUUUUUGGUUUAUGGUUUGAUGAGAAUGAACGUGAGUAAACAGAUUUUGUUGUAAGUCCAAGUCCACUGAUGAAUGGAAAAAAAAUAUUUGAUCAAGAAAUAGAAAC